Molecule: messenger RNA, 2356 nt
Organism: Gasterosteus aculeatus aculeatus (three-spined stickleback)
Lineage: Eukaryota; Metazoa; Chordata; Actinopteri; Perciformes; Gasterosteidae
Gene: ing3
Product: inhibitor of growth family, member 3
Cellular component (GO): NuA4 histone acetyltransferase complex
Source: RefSeq, a predicted model, not a curated record
UGACCUCAGUUCCUUGGCGUAUUUUUUUCUGAGAGAAGACAGCGGCUGGCGGCGCCAUAUUGGAAGAAGAACAUUGUUCCACUAAACGGCCCAAACCUUAAAUCUGUAGCCAUGUUGUAUCUGGAGGAUUAUCUGGAGAUGAUCGAGCAGCUCCCCAUGGACCUCCGAGACAGGUUUACGGAAAUGAGGGAGAUGGACCUGCAGGUUCAGAAUGCCACCGAUCAGCUGGAGCAGAAGGUCAUGGAGUUCUUCGUCAACGCCAAGAAGAACAAACCGGAGUGGAGAGAAGAACAGAUGGAGGUCAUUAAAAAGGAUUAUUACAAAGCUUUGGAAGAUGCAGAUGAGAAAGUUCAGCUGGCCAAUCAGAUUUAUGACCUGGUGGAUCGCCAUCUGCGUAAACUGGACCAGGAACUGGCCAAGUUCAAGAUGGAACUGGAGGCUGACAACGCCGGCAUCACCGAGGUCCUGGAGAGACGAUCUCUAGAGAUGGACAGUCCGUCUCAGCCGGUCAACAACCAUCACAUCCACUCUCACUCCGCCACUGAGAAGAGGAAGUACAGCGCUCCGACACACCACACUACCGAACAUGUUCCAGAGAAGAAGUUCAAGUCUGAAGCUCUGCUCUCCACUUUAACCUCAGACGCCUCCAAGGAGAACACUCCAGGUUGCCGUACCAACAGCACGUCCUCGUCCACCAACAACGUGUACAUUGGUGUGGCCUCCUCUCAGCCUCUGGCCUCCUACAACCUGAGCUCUCUGCCGGCAGGGACCGGAUCCGGAGCCGGGGCCAUCACCAUGGCUGCUGCUCAGGCCGUCCAGGCCACGGCUCAGAUGAAGGAGGGCAGGAGGACGUCCAGCCUGAAAGCCAGCUACGAAGCCAUCAAGAACAACGACUUCCAGCUGGCCAGAGAGUUCACUUUGUCCCGGGAGAACACCGGCUACUCCUCCUCCGCUCUGGCCUCCACCCUCACCCAGACCCUCACCCCCCCCACGGCCUCCGACUCCAGGGGGCGCAAGUCCAAAAGCAGCAUCAAAUCUUCCAACCACCAGUCCUCUUCCUCCUCCUCCUCUUCUUCUCUGUCGUCAUGCUCCUCGUCGUCUGCACUGGCUCAGGAGCUUUCCCAGCAGGCCUCGGCGCUGCCCGAGGCUGAGGCCAACAGCCAGGUGGACUGGACCUACGACCCCAACGAGCCCCGAUACUGCAUCUGUAACCAGGUAUCUUAUGGAGAAAUGGUGGGCUGUGAUAAUACAGAUUGUCCCAUCGAGUGGUUCCACUACGGCUGUGUGGGACUGACUGAGGCUCCCAAGGGGAAGUGGUUCUGUCCUCAGUGUACAGUCGCCAUGAAGAGGAGAGGCAGCCGCCACAAAUAGACCUGGCACCUGGCGGCCAUCUUGGAUUGUGUCCUCCUGAAACACAGAGGUCAAAGGCCAACAGAAGGUUUCCAAUUCUGAGGUUAAAGUGUCAAUGUUUCAUUUAAAUCCUCAGAAGAUAACGAGUUUAACCAAUGUCUUACAUUUAGUUCAUUGAUUAAACGGCCGAUAGCUAAAGUCUGACCAUAACUUCGUACUAAACACGUAUAUAUGUAUUUACAUAUAUAUAUAUAUAUAUAUAUAUAUGUCUGUCCAACGCUGCACACAAAGGUCACGGGGUCAACCUUUAUUCAAAUCGUCUGCUGAGAGCAGAAAAUUGUCAAUAUAACUUCUGCAACUAAAGUAAAAUGUUAUAUUUCACCUCAAUGAUCGGAAUUCAGACUUUCUAUUCCUCAAAAGUUGCAUUUAAAUAUUUCUGACUUAAUUGACUAAAACUCCCAAAGUGAUUUGAUAAAGUCAGAAGUUUUCUUGGUUUAUGUUUGUCAUAAUUUGAGAAUUCAGUUAAUCAAAUACACGAGUAACGGACCAUCAAUCUCAGAGCUGGAGAUUUCCUUCUUUUGUGGAGAUUCAACUACAAACACAGAAGAAGCCUGAUUGAACCUGAUGAGAUGCAUUGUCUCCAGCGACCUCAGGAAGACAAUGUCCUCACAAGAUCCAGUCUCACUCCGUCUCCCUGUCUCUCUCUCCUGGCAUUAGAAGCGUCUCCUCUUGUGAUCCGCUGUUUCUACUGUUUGUGUUUACAAAGACCAAAUGUUUGUUGUUGUUUUUGUUUCAUUAAAUGAAGAGGGAAAAGAUAACGACUGAUAUCCUGUUUGUUGCUCAAAGGUUCCUGCCAGCUGGGAGAAACUUUUGGAAUGUUUUCAUCCAUUGUUUUAGUUUGACUGUCUCACACACCUGUAGCUUCAUGUCAGGUGUUAGCUCUCUGUCUGCCUUCGCCAGAUGUCUAAAAGAAAUGGUCCAAUAAAAAGACCCAGAUGUUUUGUAA